AACGUCCUAGAAAAUUAGAUUCGAAAACAAAUUUAAAACGCUGAAAUGAGAUCAGAAAAACGCCAAAUUGCGCGCUGCUAAGCAAAUUGCGUAGAGGGUUAAUAGGUGUUAGGUUCUAUGGUCACACUGAAUUCGAAACAGCUGUUUGUGUACGCAGCGUGUGAAUGGUUAAAUUACAAAUUUAAAGCAAAGUUUGGAAUUAAUUGAUUAAAUAUAUUUUGAGAAUACAACAAUAAUUACAAUUAAUACACAAACCAUAUCAAGGGCCGAGAAAGACGUUCUUUUCAUUCAUAAAAUGGAUUCAAAUCGGGAAAGAAGUAAAAUGUUGUUAAAUCCAAGGAGACUAAAACGAAUGCCAAUUAAUUUACGCAAGAAAGCAAUAAGAGAGGCACGAAACUUGGCGGGAAUGCAACAGCCCACAAAAAGUCAAAGAAGGCUUCGGAAAUCAACGUCCACUAAAUCUCGAUUACAAAACGACUUUGAGCGCGCUGAGCAUAAUGCAAUGCUUACAGCAAGCUCACACGAGCUGCAACAGAUUCUGUCAGAGUUCGAGGAACUGGCGGACGUGCCCUACGAUGCAACGCCGACUGAACUUUUGGGUCUGAUUGCUCAGGCAGAAAACCGUGCCACAACCAUCUACGUGCAGCGCGACGGCCUUAGCACACUCAAGAUCAUGCUCCAUCAGCGCUCUCCGACUGUUGCCCAAUUGAAAAAGGCAAUCGCCACAAUCUCGUGCGCUCAGCUGAAACGAAGACAACGUGAGCGACGUCGGGUGGCAGACGAAGACGACGCCGGCCGUGCCGACGACGGAAGCCGACAACAGGUUGUGGGAUCUGCUGGAGCUAAAGUUUUGCCUCGCUCCAGCGGCGAGUUAGUUAAUUCGGCGCUGCGCAACGGGCACGAACACCGCGCGUUUGUCUCUUGGCGUUUUUUAUGGCGCUGCUUUGCACUGUUUAACGUGGAUACCAAUCAGCCGAUCGAUGACAACGUUGACAACGGGCGCGCGACCCUAACGGCACUGGGCAUUGAGAACGGGGCCAAGCUGAAGUUUGUGCAUCGCGUCAAGUAUUUCGGCCGCAAGCGGCAGAGCUAA
This is a messenger RNA of Drosophila mojavensis, 1093 nucleotides long. RefSeq lists its product as uncharacterized. NCBI's taxonomy places the organism in Eukaryota, Metazoa, Arthropoda, Insecta, Diptera, Drosophilidae. The coding region runs from base 296 to 1093 and encodes 265 amino acids. The transcript has 3 exons. The record is from RefSeq and is a predicted model, not a curated record.